AUGCUUUUUAAGCAAAAUCCUUUCUUUGCUUUAACUAUUGCUGCUGCUGCAGCUGCAGCGGCUGCGGCGGCUAUACUACGCACUCUUAUCUUCGAAGCUUCGCUUUUUCUUUUAGACCUUUUUAUUAAGCGCUUGCUUAUACCAACGACCGUCAAAGCUUUAAACAAUUGCACCGCUGCUUCUGCCGCUAUUAACACCGCUUUCGAUAACUUCCUCGCUUUAAAUGCUGCUCUUUUAAGAGGUGCUGCUAAUAAUACGAGCGGUCUAGCGAGUAGAAGUAAAGGUUUUGGAAAUAAUCUCGGUAGCUUUAUAAGUUUUGCUCUUGCUCUUAAGACUUUUAAUUUAAAUAUAACCCUUAUUAGAUUAAAUGGUUUUAUAGCAGCGAACCGUGGUCCGAUGACUCGGAGCGCUUCGAGCAUAUUACCUUUUCCUCUUGCGCUUGCCGUCCUUAUUGCUCUCGUCGUCUUUGCAGCUCCCGUCGCUCUCGUCGCACUUAUUAUCGUCGCUCUUUUUGCGCUAGUUAUUGCGCUUGCCGUUCUCGCGGCGGCGCUCGCCGUUAUUAUAACUUUUGCGGAGCGCCGAGCUAAAGUAAAAAGAUUGCUAAAAGCUCUGAUCGAUCUUUUAUUAUAA
Messenger RNA from Drepanopeziza brunnea f. sp. 'multigermtubi' MB_m1, 630 nucleotides. The record is from RefSeq and is a predicted model, not a curated record. NCBI's taxonomy places the organism in Eukaryota, Fungi, Ascomycota, Leotiomycetes, Helotiales, Drepanopezizaceae.